Ilex paraguariensis (yerba mate) is the source of this 894-nucleotide messenger RNA. NCBI's taxonomy places the organism in Eukaryota, Viridiplantae, Streptophyta, Magnoliopsida, Aquifoliales, Aquifoliaceae. The record is from the annotation of a GenBank genome assembly.
AUGGUUGAGUGGGUACUACUGGUGAUGGAGAGAAUGUAUGGUAGUGGUAGUGGUGGCGGUGGAAGUGGUGGAGGAGGUGGUUGUUAUCCAUAUGAGAGUGGAUGUGGUGGGGUGGUGAUGACAAGAGACCCAAAGCCAAGGCUGAGGUGGACUGCUGAUCUUCAUGAUCGCUUUGUUGAUGCUGUCACUAAGCUUGGUGGACCGAACAAAGCAACUCCCAAGUCAGUGCUGAGGGUGAUGGGCUUGAAGGGCUUGACAUUGUAUCAUCUAAAGAGCCACUUACAGAAAUACAGACUUGGACAGCAGGCCAAGAAACAGGACACACUAGAACUAAACAGAGAGAACAGUGGAAAUUCCUAUGGAAAUUACACUAUGCAUUGCUCAGGCACCAGUAGCAAUUCAUCAGGAGUGAACAGUGAGCCAGGAUCAAUCCAAAUUACGGAGGCACCGAGUCAGAUUGAAGUACAGAAAAGAUUACAGGAACAGCUAGAGGUACAAAAGAAAUUGCAGAUGAGAAUAGAAGCCCAAGGGAAGUAUUUGCAAACAAUACUAGAGAAAGCUCAAAAGAACCUCUCAUUAGAUAUGAAUUGCCCCAGCAGUCUGGAAGCAACAAAAGCUCAACUCACCAACUUCAACUUGGCUAUAUCAAAUCUCAUGGACAAUAUGAAUGGAGAAGAGAGGCAUGAAAACAUUAUGGAGAAGACUGUAUUUAACAAUAUUGAUUGGAAGGCAGGUGGGUCAGUUCUAUUGGGAGACGAAGAACGAAAAAAAGAUGUCAAGGUUGAGGUUGAAGGAGGUUCCAUAAAUUUUGAUUUGAAUACAGGAGGUAGGUACGACUUUUUUGGCACCAAUGGAGUUGUACUGGAAGCCAAGCAACUUCCAUAUAGGAGGUAG